This is a messenger RNA of Hippocampus comes (tiger tail seahorse), 4944 nucleotides long. Its product is annotated as voltage-dependent calcium channel subunit alpha-2/delta-1. Gene Ontology annotation, molecular function: voltage-gated calcium channel activity. Gene Ontology annotation, cellular component: L-type voltage-gated calcium channel complex. Lineage: Eukaryota; Metazoa; Chordata; Actinopteri; Syngnathiformes; Syngnathidae. The transcript is spliced from 40 exons. The record is from RefSeq and is a predicted model, not a curated record. The coding region runs from base 245 to 3508 and encodes 1087 amino acids.
GAGAGAUGGAGGGAGCCGUUCAUCCAUCGGGAGGAGGAGGAGCUCCGGCGCUACCUGUCCUGUCGGUGCAAUCUGUUGUCCCUCUGAUCAGCUUAGAAGCGUUAAAGCUUUCCAGCAGCGAGCACUGAGGCACCGGGAGGCAGACGCAGCGUCACGCCGCCGCUCUCGCUCAUUCAACAGCGGCGGGGAACGCUACAUUCCGCCCCCACCCAUCUCCACCUCCCACCCACCACAUCGUUUUCCAAUGGAUACCUGCAGGGCGCACGUCUGGGCGUUCCAGGUCCUGCUCCUCCUGAGUGCGUCGCGGGCUUCCCAGUUCCCCUCCCAGCUCCUGAUUAAAGAAUGGGUUGAUCAGAUGCAGAAAGAACUCAUCACUCUGGCCGACACCGCCACAGCAGGCAAGAGUCUCACCCAGAUUUUCUUAAGGAACAAGCACCUCUAUAGUGUGGAGCAGAAUGACGCCGAGGAGCUGGUGGCCAGAGCGGCCAUGAACAUUGAACAACUGUUGCGCAAGAGGUCAACAGCCUUGGAGAAACUGGCUACAGCUGCCGAGAAGUUCCAGAUGAAACAUCAGUGGAAAGAUGAGUUUGAGGAUGAUGAAAUUGCAUACUACAAUUCCAAGGACAAUCUGGAUUCAAACGAAACUGAGGGACGCAAAUCCCGACUACGGCCCGACUUUAAGGAGGAUCCGUCGUUUAGACGCCUCACGGAUCACAGCCACACGGCUGUGCACAUCCCCACCGACAUCUAUGAUGGCUCAACCAUUGUGCUGAACGAGCUGAACUGGACCGAGGCUCUGGAGGACGUGUUUAAGAAAAACAGAGAGGACGAUCCCACCCUUCUUUGGCAGGUGUUUGGAAGCGCUACAGGUCUGGCCCGCUACUACCCAGCGUCUCCCUGGAUGGAUGCUCGCAAGACACCCAGUAAAAUUGACCUGUAUGACGUACGCAGGAGACCCUGGUACAUUCAAGGAGCCGCCUCCCCCAAAGACAUGCUCAUCCUGGUGGACGCGAGUGGCAGCGUUUCCGGCCUGACGCUCAAACUGAUCCGGACAUCCGUCAGCGAGAUGCUGGAGACGCUGUCGGAUGACGAUUACGUCAACGUGGUUUAUUUCAACACUAUGGUGAAGAAGACGGCGUGCUUUGACCAUCUGGUUCAAGCCAACGUGAGGAACAAGAAGCUGCUGAAGGAUGCUGUGCAGAACAUCACGGCCAAGGGCAUCACCAACUAUACCAAGGGAUUCGAAUUUGCAUUUGAGCAGCUCGCUGCGACAAAUAUAAGCAGAGCAAAUUGUAAUAAGAUCAUCAUGCUGUUUACCGAUGGAGGAGAAGAGCGAGCACGGGCCAUACUGGAGAAAUACAACGCUGACAAAAAAGUGAGGAUCUUCACCUUCUCCGUGGGACAGCACAACUACGAUAAGGGACCCAUUCAGUGGAUGGCCUGUUCCAACAAAGGGUAUUUCUACGAGAUCCCCUCCAUUGGAGCCAUAAGAAUCAACACACAGGAGUACCUGGAUGUCCUGGGCAGACCCAUGGUUCUUGCGGACAAGCAGGCCAAACAAGUGCAGUGGACCAACGUGUACCUCGAUGCACUGGAACUCGGUCUGGUCAUUACCGGGACCCUUCCCGUCUUCAAUAAGACCAAAACCAAAGACGACAGGAAUGGGGAGCAUCAGAAUCAGCUCAUUCUCGGCGUGAUGGGCAUCGACGUGUCGUUGAAUGACAUCAAGAAGCUCACGCCACGUUUCACAAUUGGCCCAAAUGGAUACUACUUUGCCAUUGAUCCCAACGGCUAUGUCUUGCUGCACCCUAAUCUCCAACCAAAGAAUCCUAAAUUCCAGGAGCCGGUUACUCUCGACUUCCUGGAUGCAGAGCUGGAGAAUGACAUUAAAGUAGAGAUCAGGAGAAUGAUGAUCGAUGGCGAGAUCGGGGCGCGGACUAUUCAGACCCUGGUGAAAACUCAGGAUGAGAGAUACAUUGAUAGAGGAGUAAGAACAUACACUUGGGCACCAGUCAAUGGAACCGAUUACAGCCUGGCUCUGGUUCUGCCGAAAUACAGCGAGCACUUCAUUCAAGCCAAACUCGGCGAUGACAUCAAGCAAGCAAUGUCAUCGUCUUGGGGGCAAAUAGUGAUGGAAACCCUCCAGCUGGAGAAUUUUGACAACUUUGGUCACACCUUCAUCGCUCCACGGGAGUACUGCAAAGAGCUGACGUUGUCGCUCAACAACACCCAGUUUCUCCUCGAUUUCAACCAGUACAUUGAUAGGAACACUCCAGAUGCAUGCAACGUAUCCCUUGUGAGUCGACUCAUCUUGGAUGCGGGCCUGACAGCCGAGCUGGUUGACUUGUGGAGAGAGCAGAAAGUGAAUGGGACAGUGGCCAGGUUUGUAGCCACAGAUGGAGGAAUCACAAGAGUCUUCCCGAGAAGCGCCGGAGAAGAUUGGUUGGAGAACCCAGAGACGUAUGAAUCCAGCUUCUACAAGAGAGCCUUGGACAACGACAUCUACAUUUUCACAGCUCCGUCUUUUAACAUUGCAGCAGAAGGCCGAGAGAGCGUGUCCGAAUCUGGUAUCCUCGUCAGCAAAGCCGUAGAUCUCACCAUCAAUGAAGUCACGCUUAAGCCGGCGGUGGUGGGAGUGAAACUGAAUGUCACUUUUUGGAUGAACAGUUUCAUGAACGCCACACUCAAAGAGAAUUGCAAAGAUGAGAUCUGUGGCUGUAUGAGGAAUGACAAGCAUGUAGACUGUGUCAUCCUGGAUGAUGGAGGCUUUCUGCUCAUGUCCAAUCAGGAUGAUUACAUUAGCUUGAUGGGUCAGUUCUUUGGCGAGGUGGAUCCCGUUCUGAUGAUCAACCUGGUCAACACGUCUUUGUACUCCUUCAACAAGACCUACGACUACCAGUCUGUUUGUGACCCGGAGAAAGACAGCAAGGCUGCGGCGGGGCCUUGCUCUGUCUACGUGCCAACCAUCGCAGACUUGCUCAAUAUUGGCUGGUGGGCUUCCACUGCUGCCUGGUCGAUACUCCAGCAGCUCUUCUAUGGCCUCGUGUUCCCCAAUCUUCUGGAGGCAGCGGAGUCAUCGGAUGAGGACAUUCCUGACGCCAUGUUUAAAGAAAGCUGCAUCACGGAGCAGACGCAAUACUUCUUUGACAACAAUGAAAGAUCCUACUCAGGGGUCCUGGACUGUGGAAACUGUUCAAGGAUGUAUCGAGCGGAGAAGCUUCCAAACACCAACCUGGUGUUCCUGAUCACCGACGCCAAGGCCACGUGUUUGUCAUGUGAUCCCAGGCCGCUGCGACAAGCCGAACAACCCUCUGAAGGUCCAGAUCCAUGCGAACUGGCCCAGAACCCGAGGUACCGCAAAGGGCCCGACGUGUGCUUCGACAACAAUGAAAAUGAAGACGACUCUGAUUGCGGCGGCGGGACCGGCCUGAGCCCGAGCCUUGGGACUACGCUCGCGCUCCAGCUGCUUCUGCUGCUGUGGCUCGGCACGCCUUCGCCAAGCUCCUGACGCCUUAUAAACGUCCAAACCCACAUGGCUCGAAAGACUCUUAGCAUAAAUUGAGGCAGCGAAAACGCUCUCAACAAGCGGUCUCAUGUGAGAUGAGGAGGCCGCAGGAUGUCCUCCGCGACAGUUUGAAGAUGAUUUCAGCAACGCGGUGUUAUUUUGUUCCCCACGCAGUCUCGGCGUCUACAUUUUCUGAUGCCAAAGGUUUCUCGCUCAUUUUCUUUUCAUCACUAACCCUCAACUGCUUGUUUUCAUGCUGCACCCUAGAAUAGUCCACUUGGGGGUGCAAGGGUAAGCACGAACCAAACCCUUUAAUUCUGUUUCGUUCAAGAUUGUGUGCUCACUGACAACGUUGAUUUGUGUAGUUGUUGCUAUUGUUUGUAUCGAUUGCGUAUUAAGGGCGAUGAACCCAACAUCCCAUUACUCUUUUUGUCGUCGAGUAUUUAAACAUUUACUGUACCUGCUCAACAGGCAUUUUGCUACUGGCUCAGUGUUGUAUCGUAGUGGUGUGCGCUUCAUAUCAAACAAAGGACAAUAUACCUGGUAAUCUGAGCCAUACCACCAAAAAAUGUUAAAUUAACACGCCCACAAAAUGUUGUUUCAAGUCUUACCGUUUUGAAUUGCGCGCAUACGAGCACAGGCAGAGACAUUGGAACUUUCACUAACAACCCAGGCUAAACUCCUCACCGAUAUAUUGAGAGACUUGAGAUGUAUCACGUCGACAUAUUUCAUUGAGUCCAAUUCCUUAUCAGGUUGAGCUGAUUUGCCAUCUUGUAACAUGUUAAAUUUUUACAGAGAGAAAAGGUUUUUCAGCACAUAAUAGAGGAUAAAAAUACCAAUCUAUCUUUUCAUAAUGUUUGCAAACAAGAGAGAAACGGCUCCUUUCAAGGAGCCGAAAAGGAAAUUGACCACUGCUGACUUGAAAUGAAAAGGACAACAAAAACUUGGAUUUGGCCUUGGGCUAUCUUAUAUACCUCUAUCCCCAAAGAUUUUUUGUUUGUUUGUUUUUCGGGGGUUUUUUUUCUGUUUCCGUAAAAAAAUAAUUAAAAAUGAAUCCAGUGGAACUGUGGCUGUGGGGGAUAAAUGCAAAAGAUCGCCAGACUGCCUUUUGGCAGAUUUGGUUUGUUGACUGAUGGUGGCACUGAAGAUUGCUUGAGUGUUUGCCACCUGGAGGGAUGUGUGAUGUCAUGAUGAAAAGGAAGGAAAAUUGAACCACAAAGUGGUCAAAAAUGACACCAACGCCCCCCGGUAUCAAAUUGAACAUUUUUAUUCGGUUUUUGGGUUUCCUUUACUUGAUGCAUUGAAUUCCCGGUGCCUGCGUCUUAACUCAGAUGCCCGUUUUUCCACUGCACAGUGCCUACAUUCGCCAUUUGAAGAAAACAAGGCACCACCUCCAGUUCCUGGUCAGCCGGGGUUACAAGCAUCUGUGUAGAAAUGAC